CGCCAUGCCGUGCACAUUUAUACAGUGAAGACGGAGGGAGCAUCACUGAUUGAUCAACAGGACCUAACUCUUUAUGUCGGGUUUUUGUUUGACGUUUUAAUCAGACAGCUGAGAGAUGGAGGCUUUUGUCUUGAUGUUGUGGACCCUUGCAGUGCCUCUCCAAGGAUACGUGCUUCAGCCCAGCCUCAGCGUCUCUGUGAUGGCACAGAACCAGCAGAACCCCUGGUUCAGCUUCAGGGCAGUGAAGGAGUCUCGCCCAGUGACAGGAAAUCGGGACACCUUUGCAGAGGAGGAGACAGAGCAGGGUGAAUGGUUCGUGGGUGAAAGUCUGGGGUACAAAGCAACAUCUGUGGACAGUGAUGUCAUGGAGGAUCAUCUAGAAGAUGCAGGUCCAGGGAUAGGAGAAGAAGCCAGCAGGGUGGGUACUGGAAUGGAGGUGAGCAAGCAGCAUGAAGGUGGGAUUCAGAGUCUGGAUGGUGAAGCACUGGAGUCUCAGCAGUUCGUGUUAGGUGAUAUGGACCUCCUUCCAGUGGUCACUAAAGCAGUAACUGAAACUGUUGACAACACCCACUCAUUCUAUGUAGGCAACCAGACUGCUAGUCAAAAUGGAGAUACCGCCCACUCACUCCUGGUAGGCAAACAGACUGUCAAUCAAACUGUGGGCACCACCCACAUCCCAUUAGUAUAUCAGAAUGUUUCUCAGGCUGUUACAGUAAAAGGAGAUGAAUCCGGGCCAGUUUCCUUGGUUAGAACCCAAAGCACAGCCAGCAAGCUCACCUGGACUAGGACUGUGACAGAUCGUCCGCUCUCUGGGGAACAGAAGGGGCCUGUUACCAUGGCAAUGAAUAAAAAGGUCCAUCCUCUAGUCACUGUGCCCAUCAAGUUCACCAGCAAGCCGCUGGAUCAGGGGUCAAGACCCCCCAAGAAAGAGUCUAUGACCACCAAGGAGUCCGAUCGAAAGGAAGGCAAGCAGAAGAAAGUGGAGAAAAAAGAGAAAAAGAAGCCAGCAAAGAAAGAUGACAAGAAGCAAAAGAAGAAAGUCUAUUUCCCGUACUUCAAAGAUGACUACUGCCCUGCAGAGUGUGCUUGCUAUGGGAGAGUUGUGCAGUGCUCCGAUAAGGGUGUGGAAACAGUCCCGUAUGGAAUCCCCUUCAAUGUCCGCUACAUGCUCCUCAUGAACAACCGAAUCGAGAGCGUCCCUUUGGAUCUCCUCAAGGAGUACCUGGCCCUGGAGUUCCUGGUGCUCAGCAACAACCGGCUGACUGACGGCUCCGUGGAGGGCGCCUUCGAGGGAAUGGCCCUGCUCAAGCGGCUCUUCCUGGACCGAAACCGACUGGCCAGCGUGCCCAGCGACCUUCCCGCAUCUCUGGAGGAGCUACGCCUUGAUGCCAAUGCUGUGAGCGUGAUGUCGGAAGCAGCCUGGUCCCGCUGUCCUGGCCUGCAGAUCCUCAGCCUGGCCAAUAACAGCCUUGGGGUGGGCUCUGUCCCCCCGGGGGUCUUUGCCCCUUUAGCUAACCUGCGUAUUCUCAGCCUCAACCACAAUCACUUGCCAACGGUGCCGUUACGCCUCCCAUCACGGCUCAGGGAGCUGUAUCUCCAUGGCAACCGCAUCGAGCAGGUUGCUGGGGGCGUGUUCUCCGCAGGGUCUGCGCUGCUCUCUCUGGACCUCAGCUCCAACCGCCUGGUGGAUAAGAGCCUGCAGAAGGACUCCUUCCAGCAUGCCCUGUCUCUGGAGAGCCUCAACCUGGAGGGAAACCUCCUGAGCCAGGUCCCUCGCCACCUGCCCCAGGCCCUCAGGACCCUCAACCUGGAGGGAAAUGCCAUCACCUCCAUCAGCAAAGGGGCCGUUUUCAGGCUGCCAAACCUCGAGAACCUGGGCCUGUCCCGAAAUAGGAUUGUCCAGGUGGCCCCUAGGGCGUUUGGCAGCCUUGCCAACCUCCAUCAACUGGACCUAAGCCACAACAGGCUGCAGCAAGUGCCCCGGAACAUUCCACCUACCCUCCAUUCUGUCUCACUGAGCCAUAACAGAAUACGCUCCGUGCCCCGUGAUGCAUUCUGCUCUCGGGGCAAAACUGCUGCCCCCAGCAUGCUUGUGAGGGUGCAGCUGGAGCACAACCCCAUCAAUAUGGGGGAGCUGGACAGCCGGGCCUUCUGGUGUCUGAGGGGCUUCCAGGUUGUCCAUUUCUACUAA
This is a messenger RNA of Paramormyrops kingsleyae, 2191 nucleotides long. RefSeq lists its product as uncharacterized. NCBI's taxonomy places the organism in Eukaryota, Metazoa, Chordata, Actinopteri, Osteoglossiformes, Mormyridae. The record is from RefSeq and is a predicted model, not a curated record. Gene Ontology annotation, molecular function: protein binding.